UCUUACCAUUGUAUCAUACCAUCAUCCCCUUCUCAAGUCUUCGACCUGAUCUCUGUGCCCGUGCCAUUGACUGUACAUGCGAUGCCGUGAGCGAAAUCAUCCUCAGACGCUCCCUGUGACCCCGCCACCGAAGGGUGAUACCCUGUUGCGGCUACUUCGCAACAUUACUCGCGUCCGAGCAAUAACGCGCCAAUCAAGAUGCCUCGUCUGACCAAAACCAAGGCCAAGGAGACUGGCAGCGCCGUCUCCUCGAACAGAAGCUCUGUCUCGGGAGCCUCGCAUCUCAAAGGCGAUGCUGCCCACGAGGCAUCAUCGUCAUCCCCGAGCUCGGCCGGUCCCCUCACCAAGGCGGCACUAGAGGUCGUCCGCCAGAUGCUGCUAUAUCUAGACCCUGCCGCCGCUUCGCUGCUGCCCGUUGAUGAGAUGUCGGCCACUCGCAGUCUCCACGUGCCAAUACCGAUCUCUGAAUGGAAUGUCCUCUACAGCACCCCUGCUUCAUCUGCACCUUCCGGCUCGAAAGACACCUCAUUCAAGCCUUCCAUUCAAGUCCUGUCAUAUCCGACUUCCGAGCAAAACCUCUUCUGCGUUCGAAGUGUCCUGCCUGACAUUUCAGCGCGGCAAUUCUGGACUUUGAUGGCCGAGAGUGGCAACAGGCAUUUGUGGGACACCACUACCCAAGAGGGAGGCAAUCACCGCUUCUUUUCUUCCGAGCUGCCAUCCGAAUCACCGGAGCAUACCCUUGCCCACAGUCUGGCAGCUAGGUUAGAGUACCUGAGAUUCGGCUCCAUCUUCAUGGUCGCCAAACCUCGUGAUAUGGUGCUUCUAUCUGCCGAUGUGAGACUGCCCCCCACCAGCGCAUCAGCCCUGCGACUCGUGUCCGCUUGCAGGAGUGAAGUCGAUCCUGCUAAGCCCCCCGUGAAAGGGUACACCAGGUACGACCUGGGCGUCGGAGGCUUCAUGGUUGAGGAGUUGGGGACUGAUGGGACUACCUCGACUGCAAGGACAGGCAAAGCCUGUCAAGUGACCCAACUCUCCAAUCUUGGGUCCGCUGCCUCGUGGGUCCCGGCUUCUGUCGUGAAAAUGGUAGCACAGACAAUGGUGCCCAGAUCGGUUGCACUUAUCUCGAAAGCUGCCAUUUCAAUCACCGUACCGGAGCCCCUUCGGACAGGAGUCGUCCCAGACGAUGUAGAUCCCAAAGAGGAGAUCGUACACAAGGGAAGGGAGCGAUGGAGCAAGGCGAGAAUAUUGCCCAGCCAGGUCGGUGAAGGCAUUCUGGGUCGGAGCAGACCAGAGCCGCAAUCUACGAAGCCUGGGAGGCCUACGCAAGGGUCUUCCCAGGACGAGCUCCCGGAAACUUCUGUUGCGGCAGCCGCAUCGACGACUGAUGUGCCCACACCCACUCCACCUGCGGCUCCUGAAUCCAUGUCCACACCCUUAGCCGAUACUAGACACAUCUCCGUUGUCGAAGAUCCUGCAGGCGCAAGACCGCCUCUACAGAAGAGCCACGCGACUGCGAGAUCUUCAGCCUCGCCUUCGACUGACAAUACGGCGACGACUGAGCUUUGUAGCACGAGGAGAAGUAGCAGCACUCAGAGCGGCUCGACUCUUGCUUCAAGGGUAUCGCUGGCAGAAUCAGAUGGUGCGAAUUUUGAUACAGAAGUCACUGCCUCUUCACAAGAUACAUCUAUGGCGGAGAGUCGGAAUCUCUCUGUUGCCUCCAAGGCGAGCCAAGAGCGCUUGCGCCUCCGAAACGGGGAUGAGGUUGGUCAACGCCUGAAUCGCAUCUCGAUGGCCUUGCAAGCCAAGUGCAGUGAAGAGCAAGACAUGAGCUUCAGUCCGCCCACCCCAGCAGCGAGCCAUCUGAGAGGAAGCAUAGCUAUCACUGAAAGUCCUGAAGGGCAAACGGCUCAUUCGAGAUCUGCGAAUGGCGACGACCAGGACGAGGUCAAUGAGCUGGUAGCAGAGGCCCUCUCUAUCUCUCUCAGCUCUCCUCAAUUGCAGUCUCACUUUGCUGCCUACUCUCCGGAUCGGUCCACCACUCGGCAACUAUCGCCCUCCCUUCUUCGCUCUCCAGGAGCUAGAGAAGCGAGAAGAGAGGCAUCUGAGCUCAGCGCUAUCCUGCUUGCUGGGUCCGACGCUCUCAUCUCUGCACUUGCCCCUGGAGCUAGAGAAAGGCUUCCCGAUGGUGACAGUGGGGCAAUGACACAAGCUGGACCUCUACGCAGAGAAUCUUGCUUCUCUUCGCCUACAAGAGGCCGUGAGAGACCGGUUACACUCUCCAAUGCAUCUAGGUCGUCCGCAGCCACAUCGCGUUCUUCGGCUGUGACCCGCAGGAAGAAGAGUGUCCGUCCAGCAUUGGCGAGCUCCGCCUCCUUCUCUCGUGCUAUUACGCAGACAACUUCCGCGCACGCCCUUCAUUUUCCCGGCUCGCAGGACACGAGUCUAGAAGAAGGUGGGCGAGACGUGGCUAUGACUUCCUGGAAGAAUGCACUCAAUUCGACGCCCUACGCCCUAGAGCUGGGGAAGAUGGCCAUGCUUUGGACAAGCGAGGCGUCUCAGGCCGGCAAGUCUCCUUCUCCGGGCAGGGGCGCUGAAGAAGCUGCGCCUCUGCCCUCUUUGCCCUCCUCGCUGCACGGAGCUUCACCUGCAGUAAGAGCUCUACGAUCUGCCUCUGGUUUUGGCAGCGGGAGGCUCAGACCACCAACCCCGGGAAGGUCCUUCUCUUCUCCUGCGCACCAGACUGCUUUCGCCUUCUCAUCCACUCCCACUGCCUCCUCCUCGCGAAUCAACUGUCAGAGCAGUCUUGAGACAGGUGACUCGCUGAGACCUUCUGUGCGUAUACCUGCUCCGGAGAGCGAGAGGCGCAAGGCUUCCAGGGAGAAUUACAAGGAUAACCCAAAGUUGAUGACGAGUCCUGUACUCGGAUGAUUCUCUUCUCUCUUUCGUAAGAGAGGUCGAGCAAUGGUUUUUUCGGGUUGUCUUGUCCCGUCGUGAAGGGCAGGCAAGAGAGGACAAUUCCUGCACAAAAUGAUACCCCCAGCUACGUCCACUGAUUGUCAAUAGUGCUCCAUAGGAACGGCAAAG
Messenger RNA from Microstroma glucosiphilum, 3084 nucleotides. RefSeq lists its product as hypothetical. Lineage: Eukaryota; Fungi; Basidiomycota; Exobasidiomycetes; Microstromatales; Microstromataceae. Bases 199 to 2928 code for a protein of 909 amino acids. The record is from RefSeq and is a predicted model, not a curated record. The transcript has a single exon.